GGCCUCGCGGCGACGAGGCGGACUGUGCGGCGAGGGGCGGGGCUGGGCGCGCGCUUCAACAUGGCGGCGAACGUGUUCCCGUUCCGCGACGUCCGUGCGGCGCCGGAUCCGGUGCUGCAGGCCGGCCCGGUGGCACACGGGUCGCUGCCGGUGCCACUAGUGAACGCACUGGGCAGCCUGGAGCCGCUGCGCUGGAUGCUGCGCUCGCCCUUCGACCGCAAUGUGCCGGUCAACCUGGAGCUGCAGGAGCUGCUGCUCGACUACAGCUUCCAACACCUGGGUGUCUCUUCACAGGGCUGUGUUGAUCAUCCCGUAGUUUUAACAGAAGCUGUGUGCAACCCACUGUAUUCACGGCAAAUGAUGUCUGAGCUGCUUUUUGAGUGCUACGGGAUUCCCAAGGUCGCCUAUGGAGUAGACAGCCUCUUCAGUUUCUACCACAAUAAGCCGAAGAACUCGAUGCCCAGUGGGCUUAUUGUUUCCUCUGGAUACCAGUGUACGCAUAUCUUACCCAUCUUAGAAGGGAGAUUAGAUGCUAAAAACUGCAAGCGCAUCAAUCUUGGAGGAAGCCAAGCAGCUGGCUACCUUCAGCGUCUUCUCCAGCUGAAGUAUCCUGGACACCUGGCAGCUAUCACUCUCAGCCGCAUGGAGGAGAUUCUGCACGAGCACAGCUAUAUCGCUGAGGACUAUGUGGAAGAAUUGCAGAAAUGGCGGUGCCCUGAUUAUUAUGAGAACAACGUCCACAAGAUGCAACUCCCGUUUUCUAGCAAGCUCCUCGGCAGCACUCUGACCUCUGAGGAAAAACAGGAAAGGCGGCAGCAGCAGUUGCGGCGUCUGCAGGAGCUCAAUGCCCGACGGCGGGAGGAGAAGCUGCAACUGGAUCAGGAGAGGCUGGACAGACUGCUCUAUGUCCAGGAACUUCUAGAGGAUGGCCAGAUGGAUCAAUUUCACAAAGCUCUGAUAGAGCUGAACAUGGAUUCCCCUGAAGAGCUGCAUUCCUACAUCCAGAAGCUCAGUUCAGCAGUGGAGCAAGCUAAGCAGAAAAUCCUCCAAGCAGAAGUCAACCUUGAGGUGGAUGUGGUAGACAGCAAGCCAGAGACACCUGACCUGGAGCAGUUGGAGCCAUCUUUGGAAGAUGUGGAAAACAUGAAUGAUUUCGAUCCCUUGUUUUCAGAGGAGACACCGGAAGUGGAGAAGCCGGUUGCCACUGUCCAGCCCGUGUUUAACUUGGCAGCAUAUCAUCAGCUGUUUGUUGGAACAGAAAGAAUUCGAGCUCCAGAAAUUAUUUUCCAGCCAUCUCUCAUAGGAGAAGAGCAGGCUGGGAUCGCAGAGACUCUUCAGUACAUCCUGGACAGGUACCCAAAGGAUGUUCAGGAGAUGCUGGUUCAGAACAUUUUCCUCACUGGUGGGAACACGAUGUAUCCUGGGAUGAAAGCCAGAAUGGAGAAGGAGCUGUUGGAGAUGAGACCCUUUCAGUCGUCUUUUCAGGUUCACCUUGCCUUGAAUCCUGUGCUAGACGCCUGGUACGGUGCUCGUGACUGGGCCUUGGCCCACCUAGAUGAUGAUGAAGCCUGGAUCACCAGGAAAGAAUAUGAAGAAAAGGGAGGAGAGUACCUCAAGGAGCAUUGUGCUUCCAAUGUCUACGUACCCAUCCGCCUGCCGAAGCAGGCCUCACGCACCUCAGAAGCCCAGGCGCCUGGCAAAGUCUCGGCAGCCGGUGGAGGUGGUGCUGGUGAGCAGGCGUAGCAGGGCCUUCAGAGGCUGCCACACACGAUGCCCUUAGUCCACAUAGGCAGCGUGACAGGACAGUGACUGUGCCAGAUGUGUCUGGUCCGAGUCUACUUGUCACAUUUGGCUGCAAAAUGGAUUUCUCCUGGGAAGAACAAAGUUAAGGGACCCUGGGAGCUGUCCUUGAGAAUUGCAUUCAUUUGGCAGUUAAUACAGUGAAGAAACAUUAAGUGGCCUGCUGGUGUCUUUGUUGAACUGGGAUCAGCUGUGGCGUCAGCUUCCUGCAGUAGGAAAUGAAUACAGAGUAGAGGACAGAGAUGUGCAAAAUAUACAAGACUUGACUUCUUACUGCAUUUCAAAGCCUUUUUUUUAUUUGAAAAAUUUUUUUAAAAU
This is a messenger RNA of Carlito syrichta (Philippine tarsier), 2118 nucleotides long. It is a transcript of the gene ACTR5, whose product is annotated as ARP5 actin related protein 5 homolog. The coding region runs from base 61 to 1743 and encodes 560 amino acids. Lineage: Eukaryota; Metazoa; Chordata; Mammalia; Primates; Tarsiidae. The record is from RefSeq and is a predicted model, not a curated record. Gene Ontology annotation, cellular component: Ino80 complex; cytoplasm. The transcript has 10 exons. Gene Ontology annotation, biological process: regulation of DNA-templated transcription.